CUUUUUCUUCAAACUUGUGCUGCCUGUGCCUCCAAACUUCGAACUCGGACCGAGUCUCUCUUCGUCUCACAAUAAAUCGUUUCUCGGAGAUUCGAUUGAGCUCUACACAGAACCAUGGACAUACUGAGACAGGAAAUCGAGAAACGGAGAAAGCUUCUCGAGGAAACUGAACUAGUGGGUCCAAAGAAGAAGUUCUUUAAGCGGAGCGAGUUGAUCCAAAAACAGAGAGAUGAGUACACGUCGGAGUUGAGAGAAAAACCCUCCGAAGAGGAGGCGGCCGAGAAAGAUCAGAAUGAACCGAAAGCGUCCUCCUCCAAAACUGCCGGAGGCGACGAGCAAGUCCUCGCGAGGAAAGAAGUCAUGAAGCGCUUGAGAGACCGCAACCAGCCUAUUCUUCUGUUCGGCGAAAGCGAAAUCGAGGCAUUCCGGAGACUCAGGAAACUCGAAGUCCAGGAGCCGGAGUUGGAAAGAGGUUUCAGGAACGACUUCCAAGAAGCAAUGGAAAAAGUGGACCAAGUUUACUUGCAAGAACUACUGCGAGACGGGGACCAGAAGGAUUCGAAAAGUCGUCACGAUGUGGCGAUAAAGGACGAGGGCAUGACGCACGAAGAAAUGUUGCAAAUCGGAUCGAGACUCGGCCAACCUUCGAAUAAAAGCAAUGAUUGCUCCGACAUUCUGAAAGUUUUGAAGUACAUCCAAUACCUCUGGGGUGAUCAACUGAAUCAGAGGCCGUUGGAAGAGAAAGCAUCAAUGAAAGGUCGACUGGUAUCAGCCACCUACUCUCAAACCGACUCCUACCUCCGGCCUCUGUUCAAGUUACUAGCGAAAAACAGCUGCCCGGAAGAUAUUCUGGAGCAUCUGAUAAUAAUCGUUGUUCAUCUCACCGAAAGAAACUACGUCGCGGCAAGCGACGCCUACCUGCAAAUGGCAAUCGGGAAUGCGCCUUGGCCGAUCGGAGUGACCAUGGUCGGUAUUCACGCUCGAACCGGUCGCGAGAAGAUUUUCGCCCAGAACAUUGCCCACGUUUUGAACGAUGAAACUCAGCGAAAGUACAUCCAGGCGCUGAAAAGAUUGAUGACGCAGUGCCAAAAGCUGUUCCCAACCGAUCCCAGCAGAUGUGUAGAGUACAAUGCAUAGAUUCAAGCAUGCUGUAAA
Messenger RNA from Galendromus occidentalis (western predatory mite), 1155 nucleotides. It is a transcript of the gene Prp18, whose product is annotated as pre-mRNA processing factor 18. Gene Ontology annotation, cellular component: U5 snRNP; U2-type post-spliceosomal complex; U4/U6 x U5 tri-snRNP complex. The record is from RefSeq and is a predicted model, not a curated record. Bases 115 to 1137 code for a protein of 340 amino acids. Gene Ontology annotation, biological process: RNA splicing; generation of catalytic spliceosome for second transesterification step. NCBI's taxonomy places the organism in Eukaryota, Metazoa, Arthropoda, Arachnida, Mesostigmata, Phytoseiidae. The transcript is spliced from 7 exons.